Molecule: messenger RNA, 2514 nt
Organism: Schizosaccharomyces japonicus yFS275
Lineage: Eukaryota; Fungi; Ascomycota; Schizosaccharomycetes; Schizosaccharomycetales; Schizosaccharomycetaceae
Product: DNA polymerase alpha accessory factor Mcl1
Exons: 2
Coding region: 1-2514 (837 amino acids)
Biological process (GO): DNA replication-dependent chromatin assembly; DNA damage response; Okazaki fragment processing involved in mitotic DNA replication
Cellular component (GO): nucleus; heterochromatin; chromatin
Source: RefSeq, a predicted model, not a curated record
AUGUCUACUGCAAACAGGCUGGUUCCUCGCUAUGCUCAUACGGAUGGUUUAACACGUCUUUGUUAUUCACAGGACGGUAGUCUAUUAUUUACAGUCGGCUCUAACCAGGUCGUUCGCAAGUUCCAGGUGAAUUCUGAGGAGGAGCCUGAAAGUAUCGACAACCACCAGGAUCCCAUUACUGGAAUUGCAGUAUCGAAAGACACGUUUUGUACGUGUUCCGAAGAUGCAACCGUGUGCGUAUAUCCCAUUGCUUCGAAGGGUGAAUUUUCGUUAUUGACUCGCUGUACUUUGCCGGUACGAGAUGUGGUCUAUUCAGCUGAUGGUGAAUGGAUUAUUGUCGCCAGCGACGAAACCAUUGUGAAAAUGGUAAACGUUAAGGAUCCCAUGCAAACACACGUCUUUCGUGCUUCCAAAAAAUCGAACAAAUCAGUCUCUGUCAGCCCUUCUGGUAACUGUUUAAUCAUUUCGUGCUGCGAUGGAACGUUAUAUAUGUUUGAUUUACAUACUCGUGAGCUUGUUCACACAGUUCGUGACGUUAUUCUGUCUACCGAAAGCACUUCUGAGAUUUGCACUACGGCUGUAUGGCAUCCGUCGGGUGAAUACUUUGUUGCAGGUACUCAUGAUAACGGUAUAUCGCUCGUUUCGUCUACAGAUUGGUCUAUUCUAGAUACGCUUAAAAAUGGAGGACACACAGCACCUAUUACAGCUCUUGCAUGGUCGUCAGACGGUCUUUAUCUUGCCAGUUCUGGACAAGAUGGGCGAAUCAUAGUUUGGGACAUACAAACACGUACAGUUGUUGCCGAACAGGCAUAUGGUAACGUCGUGGCCCUUGCAUGGCAGCCAUUCGCAAACGUUUUGUCAUUCACCACAAACCAAGGUGUUUUAUAUACAUGGCCACAAGUGGUUGCGUCUGUCCCGGCCGCAUUGGAUGCUUCGAAAAAGCCUAGUCGUUCUCACAGACAGCGUGAGGAGUUGAGCAGUCUGUUUGGUGACGAAGAAGUUAGCGUCAGCAAUGAUGGCAUUGAUGUUAGCCGUACGCUGGUCGAUACGGAAAGUGCUGUCGAUGCUGGCAUGAACGACUUUGCUGCUGAGGGAAACGAUGAUGAACUUGACAUUGAUGCAGACAGCUACAUGAUUAAUGAAGACGACCUUCAAGCCGUUCGUCGCAAACGGAAGGCACAAGAACUAGCAGCUGCUAACGAUCAAGCUAAAAAAGCCAGCAAAAAAAGAAUAUUUCAAACUGAUGUUCAUCCACCUGUUCAUCCCGGUAGUACCCCGUGGCAAGGAAAUCGUCGUUACUUAGCCUUAAAUCUUGUUGGUUUCGUAUGGACCGUUCGUCAAGACGAAGCUCAUCAUACUGUUACCAUUGAAUUUCAUGAUGAAUCAAAAAACAAGAAAUAUCAUUUCACGGACGAAAACCUUUAUGAUAUGGCUUGUAUAGAUGACCAGGGUGUUGUUUUCGCUGCACCAGGUUCGAAAAGUGAACCUGGCGUUCUGCAUUUCCAACCGCAUAGUGACUGGGCAGGACGGUCGGAAUGGACUGUUCAGUUUCCAGGUGAGGACGAAAAUGCAGUGUGCAUAGCCCUAAGCGAUCGAGUCGUUGUAGCCUGUACAACUCUUGGUUAUGUUCGUGUAUACUCUCGCAGCGGAUUUCCCCUGCGGGUUUUUCGGUUUUCAUUUCUUCCCUUUGUUGCCUGUGUCUCUUAUAAAAGCACAAUUAUGAUUGUUGGUAAUGAAGGUGUUGGACCUGAUGGUACGCCUCGGCUUACAGCAUAUAUUGAAAAUGUGCAGGGUGACGAUGAGGGCGGCUUGGAGAACCAGACUGUCUUUCAGAACGCGUGUAUGGUGCCUCUUCCUCCACAGGGUCAGUUGAUGAAUGUCUUUUUCUCCGAUAACGGCGAUCCGUAUAUUUUCGAUUCUGCCGGUGUGCUACUGACAUUGUUGCAUUGGCGUCAGCAAGGUCAGGCCCGUUGGGUUCCUGUACUGGAUACCACACAGUUGGAACGCUUCGUGAAUCGUGAAGAACGUUAUUGGCCAGUUGCCGUUAUGGACAACCAGUUCCAUUGUAUCAUUUUAAAGGGUGCACUUCAAUACCCCUACUUUCCACGACCCAUGGUUACUGAAUUUGACAUGCGGGUACCAUGUACGCAGCUUCUCGGAGCAGAAGAAAUGUCUGUCGCUAGUCUUGAGGAGCAAUGUGUUCGUUUCCGUGUGCUUCUUGCUCUGCUCGAUGACCGGUUGGCAGCAGAUGCAGAGGACGAAGAUACCGAGCAGUCGAAUGCAAUUGCCUUGCAACGAGCACGACUCCAAGCAAAUGCAGACAAGGCUGUUCUGCAGCUUGUUCAAAAAUCUUGUUUGGAGGAGAAGAACGACCGGUCGUUAGCACUUGUGCAUCGACUUUGUCGCCCAGCAAGUGUUCUUGCUGCACAAAAAAUUGCUUUGCACCACAACAUGACAUCGCUUGCUGAAAAGAUUGGUGAAAUUGCUACGAAGAAUGCCAAUUCUGGUAAUUAG